This is a messenger RNA of Tribolium castaneum (red flour beetle), 4108 nucleotides long. RefSeq names its product liquid facets-Related (gene lqfR). The record is from RefSeq and is a predicted model, not a curated record. The transcript is spliced from 5 exons. Bases 146 to 4093 code for a protein of 1315 amino acids. Gene Ontology annotation, cellular component: clathrin vesicle coat; plasma membrane; endosome. Gene Ontology annotation, molecular function: clathrin binding; phospholipid binding. Lineage: Eukaryota; Metazoa; Arthropoda; Insecta; Coleoptera; Tenebrionidae. Gene Ontology annotation, biological process: endocytosis.
GGCCUGUCGUGAUGUCAUUGCGCUAGGAAAUAUGGCCGACUGAUCGCCAAGUCACCUUUUGCCAAAUAAUUUCCACUUGUUUGUGUGAUAAACCCGGGAAAAGCCAGACUUUUAACGUAUUAUUAGAGAUCUCAAGCCAGGCAAAAUGGAAAAUUUAUUUAGUAUGUGGAAAGUGCGGGAACUCGCCGAUAAGGUUACAAAUGUUGUUAUGAAUUACACCGAAAUCGAAGCCAAAGUCAGGGAGGCCACGAACGACGAGCCAUGGGGGCCCACUGGCCAGAUCAUGCAAGAGCUGGCUCACUCCACUUUUACUUAUGAACAUUUCCCCGAAGUAAUGUCAAUGUUGUGGAAACGAAUGUUUCAGGACAAUAAGCAACACUGGAGGCGGAUUUACAAGGCGCUCUUGGUGCUGAAUUAUUUAGUAAAGAAUGGGUCUGAACGCGUCGUUACUUCGGCCAGGGAGCACAUUUACGACCUCAGGUCUUUAGAAAAUUUUAGUUUUAUUGAUGAUAUGGGGAAGGACCAAGGGGUUAACAUUAGGCACAAAGUGAAGGAGCUCAUAGACUUUAUCCAGGACGACGACCGUCUGCGCGAGGAGCGGAAAAAGGCCAAAAAGAACAAAGACAAAUACAUCGGGAUGAGCUCAGACAUGGUGGGCAUGAGGCUAGGAAGUCACGAGAGGUGGGACGACAAGCCCCGGGACUACGGCGACCACGACUGGGAGGAGCCCUCCUCGGGGGCGAGUCGCUACCGCGACCGCUCCUUUGACGACGAGUACGACAUUGAUAAGGAAGACAGCGACACCGAAUCGGCCCGCAACCACACCAGCCGCAAAUACAAAGACAACGACCCAAGCCCCACCGAAAAGCGCGUCAACAUCAACAUAAACUCGGCCAUAACAAACACCCCGAAAAAGUCCACCAAGCCGAUCAAAAAAGUCGACCUAGGGGCAGCUGCGAAUUUCGGCCGCGAUGCUAGUCAGAGCCCCUUGCCACAGGCCAGCGACCUGAUCGACGAUUUCAACCCGCGUGCCGAGGAAGAGGAGAAAAAGUCGACGGAGUUUGGCGAUUUUGAGGCAGCUUUUGGGUCAAAUGCGACGACGACGCCGAAAUCCGACGACGAUUUUGCCGAUUUCAGUUCAGCGUUUUCGCAGAACAACACCGACGCGAAUUUGAUGAACCAGAAUCAGAAUUUGUUCAUGCCGAAUGUCAUUCCGCCCCCCAAUUUGGGGAUACAGCCGCCGAUAGGGGGGCUCAUGGGGGCGCAGGCGCCGGUGAUGGCAGCGAAGCCGCAGAAUAGCAACGAUUUGUUGGGGGAUUUGUCGGGAUUCAGUGGUUUGAGCAUACAGCCCCCAGGGGGGUUCGGGAAUGUUCCAAAUAAUAAUCAGGGGCUCGUGGGGGCGGCGCCCAGUUUGUUGGAUGGAGAUCCAGUUCGGGAAGUGUUGUGUGAUCGUGAUUCAGGAAAAAAUUCAGUGGAAAAACAGUUACGAGAUGCUAGUGCCACCGUUGUGAACAAAUUGAAUAAAAUCAAGAAAAUUUCAUCGCAAAGUGAUAUCGACGAUAUAAUCAACAGUCUCGAUAAAUUUUUACCACUAUUGCCAACUCUAACAGUACAAAAAUUACUCGAAAUAGACUCAACAGAUUUAAGUCACUAUGCCGAUCGAGAAUUUCGAAAUCUUCUAGAGAAUUUAAUAGCGAAAUUUGACCAAAAUUUUCCACUGAUCGGCGGACAGGUUUAUAAAGAAGUGAAAGUUGUGUUUUCCGUGGAAGAUUACCACUUUUUCCGAGUGACUUGCGACGUCAUUGUGAAAAAUUUAAAAACCAACUUGAAAAUUUUAAAUUCACUCAGUGUUUUGGCUGAAAUAGCUCUGAAAAGUGAGGGUUGUUUCGCCCUAAUUUGGCACAAUUUCUUCACAAAGGAGGAGGAUUUGUGGCAAAACGACGUGAAAAUAUUAAUUACGUUUCCAAAUCGAAUCUCAAACGCUCUUCAAGGCCAAUUCAACCAAUUUUUCAAACCAAACGAGUAUUCAAAAUUCCUGGUUUUCAACGUAAUCAAAGUGAUUGAAUUUUCAACCGACUUGCUACUCCGGGAACCAAAAUAUGAAAAAAAUUUCUAUUACACAAACCUGGCAUUGUUUUUAAGCAAAACUUUGAUUAACUACAACGAACAUUACAAUUCCGGUGCUAUUAAAACUUUCGUAAAAGUUGCAAAUAUUCUGACUAACCAAAAGUCAGACAAACUUAAUGUUUAUCGAACAGUAUUUUGGAAUUUGUUCGAAAGUUUGGAACGGAGCGCUGUAGAAAUCCUAGCAGUGACAGUUUUGCAAAAUACUGACCCUUCCGUUUACACAAUUAAAAGUGUUCUAGGCCCCAAUUUAAUCAAAUGUGAUAACUGGAAGUACGUUUUGUGUACAAAAAUCCCCCUGUUAUCACAUUACGAUAACGAGAAUCUCAUUAAAAAUUUAAUAGUGUAUUUAAGUGCCACGUCCGAGCACAAUUUGUUCACACUUUUAGUGAACCUAAUCACUGUUUGGUCCGACAAAUCGGCCCUCAACCACACGAGUGUGGAACACCACUUGUAUUUAACAAAACUAAUCGUUGUUAUAAUAAACAGUUUCAAAAAUAUUGGCCUAAGUGAGCACCAGAGGCAGAUUUUGCAGUCAAAAAUGUACUCGGGGGUCCCCGUCCACUUGGAGAACUCGACCCCUUCUGUGAGGGCCAUGGGCAUGAAAGUGUCGGAGAUUGUUUUGAAUUUUAUCCAAACUGAGAGCGAAAAAAGCGAAACUUUGAGAUUCGAGUUCGAUCAAAUGCCCAACGAGGGGAAAGAAGUUGGCGAAAUUUUGCAAAAACUGUUCGAUACGGACAUGACGAUUUACUUCAAGAAUAAAGACGUUGAAGAGGAUGUUUUCCCCUUGAUUUCAAGUCUUUUAGAGGCGGAAAAGUGCCCCGAGUAUGUGCCCCCAGCGAGGCAAUUGCGGGGGCAAGAGGAGCCCAAAAAUGUGGUCGUGGCUGAAGCCAUCCACCAAAAAAAUAAUCUGCUCACGAUUGUAGACAGUACCGACUUCGAGUUGGACUCAGAUGAUGAUCUGGAGCCUUACGAUUUGGCAAACGAUGUGAAAGUGUCGAAAAAGGAGCCCCCGAAGUACUUGCGGGACUUGAGAGACGGUUUAUUGGAGACGCAAGAUUGCGACGUUUUUAGUUUAAGUUUGGAAGCGUGCGAGGAUUUGAUUAUUAAGCAGCUACCCGACGAUGAUGUCUCACUUGGGGUCGAGUUACUGCAAAUUUUGGUCGGACUAGACCAACGUUUUUACGUUGAAAACUUCGAUUCUGUGGUGUUUAAAAGCUGCGUUGCGAUAACUUGUGUUUAUCCAUCACAAAGUGCUGAAUAUUUAUGCAAGUGGUUUCAUGCCGACGUUGGGACUUAUUCGAUCUCUCACCGCAUUUUCCUACUUGAUGUUUUAAGUGAAGCUUCGAGGAAUUUGUCGGCUUUAACGCUGGACAAGCCGGAUGAAAAAAUCGUAAUCAAGCGCAGGAAGAAAAACCCUGACUUGGAGAAGGCCGAAGAAAUAAUUAAAAAACGCCUCGAGUCCAAAACUCGGUACUUCCACAAACACAAGGCUUUCCGAGUGGAAAAACUGAAUAAGUUUGCACAAGUGGCCGGCCACUUCUUUUUUCCGUUACUGUACGGUUAUAAUGGCAAUAAAAUGAUUUCGCAAAUUCCCCAAAACGACAGUGAUUUUAUUCUGUUGAUUCACUUUAUUCGGACCCUGUCUGUUAUCAUGUGUUCCUCGCAAAAUUGUCCGAUUGAACCGCGAAUGGCCAAAGAAGUGUUACAUUUCUCGUGGUAUUUGCGCUUCCACAAGGAGGUUAAAGUGAGGAUUGCUGUCAUCGGUUUGAUAGGAGCUGCAGUUAUAAACACGCCGAAAGAGAUUUUGAUGUCGGACUUCACCAGCGAAUUGCUCGAGUUCAGGCUUUGGUUGGGGGAUUUACUGAGCUUGAGCGUGACCCGAGGAGAGCCGAAUUCGGAGUGUCGGAGUUUAGCGGCUAGUACUAUGUGCAUUAUUGAUAGUUUCUUGAAAGUUGACGAUGAAUAAAGCUUUUCGUACUAA